AACUUGUCCGUCUCUGUACCAUGUAGCAGGGUGAUGUUGUCUUGCUUCGACCGGGUUACCCAGAUGCUCAAGCACGUCAAGAUCCAGGGGCCCGGUAAUGGCGCGCUCGGCCAAAUUGCUUGACAGCAACCGCAACCCAUCGAUGAAACCCAUCGUCAGCACUCCUGGCACGUCAGCGAAGUUCCACAAUCUCGAUUCUCGAUUCUCGAUUCUCGAUCACUAUUCAGAUUUCUCAAGACCUCCGAGCCGCUCGCUACUGUGGUGUGUCCCGUCGACGUCAGCGGCGGCUCCAGCUCUACACAGUAUGAGCGCCAACCCUCUGCUCACAUCGCACGAGAACCGACCACGCAAAUCAGCCCACAUCUCAAAUCGCUCGCAGGAGCCGCUCGACAAGAGGCCUUCGUGUCGCACGACCUGCACCGCCUUGCAGGUAUCCACCACGAUAGAGCCUCAACAAUAUGUGCACAAACCGCCGACGUAUCGCCUAUCCGAAACGACUAUUGGCGGGUCCGGCGCAAGAGCCUCAUUGCUCACAGUCGUACCAGCCUCGGACCGACAUGGCCGGCUUUCAAAUCCCCCCGACAGUCUUUCCAGUCGCCUGGUCGAUGCUUCAAGAGGCCGCGGCUGCCUUUAGCUUGCAUCCUUGAGAGCCGAGAACGGACUGGCUUCUUAGGGAGCUUGCAGGGGCGGAUAAUACCUCUACGCUCUACUGUGACAGGUUGAGGAUCAAAAUUUUCUAAGCAUUGGCCUUUCCGCCCGGCUGUCGCCCACUCCGCCUGCACGCCCCGCAGCAACGUCGGCCAGUUUCGGCGGCCGUGACCUUCUAGAAGCCUUCUACUCCGUUCUACCUACUAUCCAACG
This is a messenger RNA of Trematosphaeria pertusa, 861 nucleotides long. RefSeq lists its product as uncharacterized. The transcript has a single exon. Lineage: Eukaryota; Fungi; Ascomycota; Dothideomycetes; Pleosporales; Trematosphaeriaceae. The record is from RefSeq and is a predicted model, not a curated record. Bases 98 to 634 code for a protein of 178 amino acids.